This is a messenger RNA of Ectocarpus siliculosus, 1890 nucleotides long. NCBI's taxonomy places the organism in Eukaryota, Phaeophyceae, Ectocarpales, Ectocarpaceae. The record is from the annotation of a GenBank genome assembly.
AUGGAAACCGCUGUAAAAUGGGUCACUGUCACUGACGGGAGGCUUCAGGCAACCGAGGAAGCAUGCGAGCGGCUUUCGAACGUUUCCGACGACCAGUCACUGAGCGUCGUCACGAUUCUCGGCGCCGCAAGGCAGGGAAAGUCCUUCCUAAUGAAUGCGCUGACACGUUCCGACAACGUCUUUCGUGUGUCACCUGAAGUGUAUCCGUGCACGGAGGGAGUCGACCUCUUUCCCAUCCUGAUGCCUCUGUCCGAGUUCAAGAGGGGGAGCGCGCGCAACAUCACUCACCUUCCCUCAAGCUCGCCGCAACCCACGAUCGGAUUUGUAGACAUGGAGGGUCAAGGAGAUCGGUCUGACGAACGUGACGUGCGCCUAGCAACACCGUUCCUACUGGUUUCCAAGGUCGUCAUCUUCAACUGGCUGGGCUUGCCCAACAAGAGCACCAUCCUGGAACGGCUGGUGGUGAUGAUAAAGGCUGCUGAAAAGGUAUCGAGGCGCAAGAACAAAGGUGAGCCCAUGUUCGGCCACCUCAUCCUCGUGAUGCGCGACGUGAAACAGAAGGCUGCGGAGAUCGAGGCGCUGAUCAUGGACGACGAGGAUGGCGGCCUGACGCACGAAGAUGCUGAAGGCGUGACGGAGCGCAACCUCAUCCGGAAGAGGCUGAGGGCGGUCUUCAAAAGCACGGUCGUCCACACGAUGCACCGCCCCCACCCGGACAUAGCAGACGAAGCGGUGCCUCUGUCUGAGGUAUCUCCAGGGUUCACGACCUCGCUCGAUGAGCUGAGGGACACUAUCGCAGAACACCUCACGACCCCGCACACCUUCGCUGGCCAGCCCAUUGCUGGCGGACAGCGCCUCCAUGACAUCGUCCGAGGCCUGUGCGAGGCAGUCAACUCCACCGGGGAUAUCUGCCCUCCCAGCGUGCUCGAAGCCAUCGACAUGAGGUGCACUCAGGAGGAGAAGGAAAAGGCGCUCGUCCUUUUCGACGCCAUGAUUAGUUCGGCCAGAAACGGUGUCUUGGUAUUCAGCACGCGCGAGGUUACUCGUACCAUCAAUGACGCUCGCGAAAAGGCGUUCGAGCAGUUCGACCAGGCGACACAGGUACCGGCCACUCCUUCAAUGCAGGCGAUAUCUUCGCGCAUCACGAAGGGCGUGCACGAAGAGCUGGUCGAGCAGAUGUCGCCCAAAGCUGCGGUUGUGGCUGGCAGCCAAGACACGAAGCGUCGUGAGCUUUCAGCCAAGAUGCAAGCGCGGGUAUCAUCAGCCGAAGCGGACGUUUCCGGGACGGCGCUGGGUUGGAACGCGAUGAACGAGGACGGCGAUCCUACCGGCAUCGACGAACACAACCUCAAUACGCAAUGGAACCAGCUUGUCCGAUCCACGUUCCAAGCCCUUCAGAAGGAUCUCAAGAAAAUGGCCACUGUCAAUCGCGUGGUGAACGAGGCUCUGCUCCAUGAACUGGGCUGGAAUCUAUCGACGAAGCAGUUCGAAGGUCUCGUCAAGGGUACGCGCACGCAGGUGCAGGAACGCAACCGCACGGCGCUUGCACGCGAGGAGGACCGCAAGGCCAAGGAAGCCGCCGAGAAAAGGGCCAAAGAGCUGGCCGACCAAAACGCAUCGUUGGAGAGGGAAACCGCGGCGGCUAAUCGGCAGCGAGACGACGCACGGCGACAACAGCAACGGCGACAGGAACCGGAAAGUUCGAACGACUCGUAUGGAAACUUGCAACGUGCAUGGCUCGCGCACCGCCUGUUGGGCGGAGGCUACGGAGGAAAUGGGGGCUACGGAGGCUAUGGGGGGUAUGGGGGAUACGGAGGAUACGGAGGAUACGGAGGAUACGGAGGCUAUGGAGGAUACGGAGGGUUCAACCCGUUCGGAGGCUACCGGUAA